Molecule: messenger RNA, 450 nt
Organism: Haemonchus placei
Lineage: Eukaryota; Metazoa; Nematoda; Chromadorea; Rhabditida; Trichostrongylidae
Source: the annotation of a GenBank genome assembly
AUGUGGAUUUUUGGAUAUGGAUCACUGCUAUGGAAUCCAAAUUUUGCCUUUGUACAGCAAGUUCCAGGUGUCGUAAAGGGCUAUGCACGAAGGUUCUGGCAAAAAAGUCCUGAUCAUCGUGGAACUCCCGAAAAGCCCGGCCGUACUGUCACCCUGGUUCCGGAUGAGAAGUUUGUCUGCUGGGGAAUAGCUUUCAAAGUAGCUGAUGAAAACGUAGUUGCGACCCGUAAGUAUUUGGAUUUUCGGGAGAAGGCGGGAUACUCGUUGAAGAAAAUGACGUUCAUACCAGAUGAUGCCUCCCUUAAACCAUUUGAUGUGGAGGCUCCCCAUUGCCCUGAUGAGCAUGUGUUUGCUGUCGAACGGCGUGUUUUGGAAUUGUGCCGCACUAAGGGAGUUCGUAAGGACAUUUUGAAGAAGUUGGGAUACGCAACAUCAGAUAAGAAGAACUGA